This is a messenger RNA of Caenorhabditis angaria, 710 nucleotides long. The record is from the annotation of a GenBank genome assembly. Lineage: Eukaryota; Metazoa; Nematoda; Chromadorea; Rhabditida; Rhabditidae.
AUGUCAUUUUUUGAGAAGCUCUACUCAACACAUUCCGCAAACAUUUCAGCAAUUGGAGGACCGGGAAUAUUUGGAAAAAUUGGAACACCAAAUUGGUUCUAUGUUUCUCAUUCUCAACCGAUUGAUUUGAAAGUUGAGAUUUCUUCCAGUAAGUAGAAAAAAAAAUGAUCCUCGUUUUCAAGUUUAUGGAAAUCUCUGGUAAAUGUUAAUAGUAUCACAUUUUUCAGCCAAAACUGGGAAAAUAAUCAAUCAUAUGCAAGAAUUCAUACAACAUAAAUCGGUCACAAUAAUUUUUUUCGCUUGUGAAACACAAACAGAUGAAUUGGAAAUUUUUAUUGGAUUGAGAGAAUGUUAAAGUUGGUGGAACUUUGAAUGGGUUGUCGAACAAAGUCCAAGCGGCAAAAAGUGAAAUAUCAGUGACAACUGUUGGAACUUUGAAUGGUUUGUUGGACAAAGUCCAAAAGGCAAAGAGUGAAAUAUCAGUGACAACUGGUCCGAAUAUGAGAUCGGAACCAUCAUUCUCACAACUAUCGGAUAGAACUUGGGCAAAUUACGAUCGAGAAGUCACAUUUUCCAAACAAUGCAACAAUGGAAUGCGAAUUGAAACAAGUUAGUUUUUUUCCAUCCAAAGUUCAUAAUCAUAAUGACUCUAUUCAGAAGAAAUUCGAAUUGCUUGGUUUUUUGGCGGGGAAAAAAAUAAUAGAAAGUGA